Molecule: messenger RNA, 1228 nt
Organism: Momordica charantia (bitter melon)
Lineage: Eukaryota; Viridiplantae; Streptophyta; Magnoliopsida; Cucurbitales; Cucurbitaceae
Gene: ABP1
Product: endoplasmic reticulum auxin binding protein 1
Biological process (GO): unidimensional cell growth; positive regulation of cell division; cytokinesis by cell plate formation
Molecular function (GO): auxin binding
Source: RefSeq, a predicted model, not a curated record
AGAAAUGAUGGGAGCAAAAAGAAAGAAAAAAAGAAAAUCUCAAUAAAGCUUAUAUAGAACAAGUGAUCGAAACACCACAAAAUGGGGGUGAAAUUGCAGAAGCGACUCCAUGGCGGGACUUCACUUAGCUCUGAUUUUUUGCUCAAUUUUCUUCCCCGCAAUCUCCGAAGCAUCCCGUUGCUCGAUCACCGUUUCUGUCCAGAUUUUUGGAGAUGCCACCAAGAGGCAUGCCAUGAGAGGAAAGGGGGGCCAUUCACUAUGAGCACAAUCAAAAGGCUGCCCCUGGUAAGAAAUAUUAGUGAGCUUCCACAAGAUAACUAUGGCAGGGGAGGCUUGUCUCACAUUACUGUUGCAGGUUCAAUACUGCAUGGGCUGAAGGAGGUGGAGGUGUGGCUCCAAACAUUUUCUCCUGGAUCACACACACCCAUUCACAGGCACUCAUGUGAAGAAGUUUUUGUGGUUCUGAAGGGGACUGGCACUCUCUAUCUUGCUCCUGAGUCUCAUGAAAAGUACCCUGGAACGCCCAAAGAAUUUUCUAUCUAUUCAAACAGUACAUUUAUCAUUCCCAUUAAUGAUGCUCACCAGGUCUGGAAUACGAAUGAACACGAGGAUCUACAGAUGCUCGUCAUCAUUUCUAGGCCACCGGCCAAAGUGUUCAUUUAUAAUGACUGGUCCAUGCCCCACACAGCAGCAAGAUUGAAGUUCCCCUACUCCUGGGAUGAACAGUGUUUCGAACCACCUGUAAAGGAUGAACUUUGAUGUUGAUCAAAGUCGUUUCUGACCUUCGAAAUGGAACGUAAAGCUGAAGCGUCAGAGAAAAUAGUGGAAUAUAAGGAACAAUCUGUCCUACUGUCAUGGAAUAUAUUGUGAGGGCCUUGAAUCCUCAUUAUUGUUCUGCUUCACUUUUCUGGUUUUUGUUGAUAUUACACCAUAUUCCCCAAUCUUUGCUCAUAUCACAGCCAUGGCUGAAAAAGUAGACCAUCCUCAAACUAAUGAGCAGAUAGAAGGGUUGAAGAGUCAUAUUGGACGACACAAAGAUAGAAGGAAAGAUAGAAGGGUUCUAUUCUUUUGGAUUGGAAGCCCUUUCUUUAGUUAGGGCUCCUCUCGGGCGUUUGUUUUUGUAUUCUCGUUGUAUAUGCUUCUAUUUUCAUUCGUCUUACUGAAAAGUUCGUUUUUUAUUAAAAAAAAGGAAAAAUAUAUUGGUUCUGUUCUGGUUUGUUUGACCAAA